UCAUAAGAUUUUUUCUCAGUUACUAGUUUUUUUUCGUUGCAACCAUUAAUUGAUCGUAUGUCGACUCCAAAGAUGGUAACCUUGAAGAGUUCUGAUGGAGUAACUUUUGAUGUUGAAGAAUCUGUUGCUCUUCAAUCUCAAACAAUCAAACAUAUGAUCGAAGAUGAUUGCGCUGAUAACGGAAUACCUUUACCCAACGUAACUAGCAAGAUUUUGGCUAAAGUUAUUGAAUAUUGCAGGAAACAUGACGGUGAUGCUGAUGAGAAAGACAAAGAUGAGGCUAAGAACUGGGACGCUGACUUUGUUAAGGUCGACCAAAACACGUUGUUCGAUCUUAUUUUGGCUGCGAAUUAUCUGAAUGUUAAGGAGUUGUUGGAUUUGACUUGCCAGACAGUUGCUGAUAUGAUCAAGGACAAGACACCAGAGGAGAUCCGCAAGACAUUCAACAUCGAGAAUGACUUCACCCCUGAGGAAGAGGAGGAGGUCAGAAGGGAGAACCAGUGGGCUUUUGAAUGA
Molecule: messenger RNA, 516 nt
Organism: Papaver somniferum (opium poppy)
Lineage: Eukaryota; Viridiplantae; Streptophyta; Magnoliopsida; Ranunculales; Papaveraceae
Product: SKP1-like protein 1
Exons: 1
Coding region: 58-516 (152 amino acids)
Biological process (GO): SCF-dependent proteasomal ubiquitin-dependent protein catabolic process
Cellular component (GO): cytoplasm; nucleus
Molecular function (GO): cullin family protein binding
Source: RefSeq, a predicted model, not a curated record